CCCAAAAAGGGUGAAAAGGAGAACCCAAAACCCCUAACCACACCAGCCACUCUUUCCCUGCCGGCCACCAUCCAUCAGUUUAGUUUGUAAAAACAGAAUAUUUCUAGGGCACCAAGUGGUUUAUUAGAUGGCUCGUUUUCGUAAUAAAAGGAAAGUGGCAUUUGUGAAACCAAUAAGGAAGCAACCACAGCAAAAUGUGGAUCAUGUUACUGGUGACAAGAUACCGAGGAGUUUUGUUUUUUCAAGGUUGAAGUUACCUGGUUCUCUUAAACAGUUACAAGCAGAUUUGAGAAAAAUGAUGCUUCCAUAUACGGCUCUAAACUUAAAGGAGAAGAAGCGUAAUAACCUUAAAGAUUUUUUGAAUGUUGCUGGGCCUAUGGGAGUUACACACUUUCUAAUGUUAUCAAAAGCAGGAAGUUCCCCAUAUCUGAGGGUUGCAAGAACACCACAGGGUCCAACCCUUACAUUCAAAAUCCACGAGUACUCAUUAGCUGUUGAUAUCGCUAACUCCCAGUUGCGCCCAAGAGUACCAAAAGAUCUAUUCAAAAAUUCUCCCCUGAUUGUGCUGUCUGGUUUUGGGCAUGAGAAGGAACAUUUGAAGCUGACAACCAUUAUGUUUAGGAACAUUUUCCCUGCCAUCGACCUUAACACGGUCAAACUUUCAUCAUGCCAGAGAAUCGUGUUACUUAAUUACAACAAAAAGACGAAGCUCAUUGAUUUUCGGCAUUAUUCUAUUAGAUUGCAGCCAGUUGGUGUUUCACGUAGAAUCAGAAAGUUCGUGCAAAACCAUGAAGUGCCCAAUCUGGGAAGUCUUCAAGAUGUGAGCGACUUUGUUACAAAGGCUGGUUAUGGAUCAGAAAGUGAAGGAGACGACGAAGCAGCAACCGUAAGCUUAGCAACUGAUCUUGGGAGAGUUAACAAGGCUUCCAGCAAAAGUGCAGUGAAGCUUCAAGAGAUUGGGCCCAGAAUGACUCUUCAGCUUAUCAAGAUUGAAGAUGGAUUAUGUGCAGGCAACGUAAUUUAUAGUGAAUAUGGGAAUAGUGGUGGGAAGAAAGAGGAAACUGAAAAUGAAGAGCCAGAUAUGGAGGGUGACUCAGAAGGUGAUGGUGAAGGCAAAGAAAGUCAGGAAGAGACCAUGGAAGACUAGCUUAGAACCAUUAUCUUGCAUUUUAUAUUCAGAUGUUAAAUUUAUCUAGGUAUGUUCAUCUACUGCUGAAGGCGUGGCAUUAUGUUCCAUUUUUGUGCAGACCUCGUUCUAGAUUCUAAACGGGUGGUGUAACGUGAGACACCCGGCGAGACCAGUUAUUUGAGUGUUUCUACUUUUCUUACAUAGCAAACUAAAAUUUAUUUUGUCAUACAGAGUAUCUCUUUAUCUCAGCUAUGUAAAAUACUAAAAUGUAUUUUUCUGCUGCUU
Molecule: messenger RNA, 1414 nt
Organism: Erigeron canadensis
Lineage: Eukaryota; Viridiplantae; Streptophyta; Magnoliopsida; Asterales; Asteraceae
Product: peter Pan-like protein
Exons: 8
Coding region: 128-1147 (339 amino acids)
Biological process (GO): rRNA processing; ribosomal large subunit assembly
Cellular component (GO): preribosome, large subunit precursor
Molecular function (GO): rRNA binding
Source: RefSeq, a predicted model, not a curated record